GUUUCUUGUCAGUCAAAUAACCAGUAAAUAAGUUUUGUUUAAAAUAAUUAAAAUAAGUUUUAAAUUUCAUUUAUUUAAAUUAAAAAAUAUGACUAUACUUUAACAAGUUUGGAGUCGGAGGCGUAAAACAAAACUCUUUUAUUUAAUUUAUUUAUUUAUUUGUAUUAACUAUCUUCAGUGUUAAAACAAUGCAAGUGGAGGUUGUGGAGGAUUUUUUCGGUGUCUAUCUGCUAUAUUGUAUAAACCCAAAAUAUAAAGGAAAAACUUACAUAGGUUAUACAAGAGAUCCAAAUCGCAGAAUAAUGCAGCAUAAUAGAGGCACUUGGGCUGGAGGAGCUUACCGCACUAGCAAUAGAGGACCGUGGAAAAUGGUACUAAUUGUUCAUGGUUUUCCAAAUAAUAUAUCAGCACUAAGGUUUGAAUGGGCUUGGCAGAAUCCAACAAAAACAAUAAGAUUGCAACAUUUGAAUCUUAAAAAAAUACCUAGAAAAGAAACAGAGUUUCAAUUUAAGCUCCGAAUAUUGACUGAGAUGCUCAGAGUGGGCCCAUGGUAUCGUCUACCACUAAUAAUUAGAUGGCUUGAAAAGGAUUAUUAUGAAGAAUUUCCUACUGAAAGAAUACCACCAGAGCACAUGAAGAUUUGCCAUGGUCCUAUCAAAAGUAGAAACAUAAAGAAACCAGGUCAAGAAUCAAGUUCAAGCAGCACUCACAUUGAAUGUCUAUUAUGUUCCAAUUACAUCACUAAUUGUUCAUCAAAAUUAACUUGUUUAAAUCCUGAAUGUGAUUUAUUGGCACAUAUAACUUGUCUAGCUGACCUAUUUUUGCAACCUGGUGAAUUUGUACCAAUCCAGGGCAAUUGUCCCUUUUGUGAUACUUAUUUAAAAUGGGGUGACUUGAUUAGAAAAAUGAAAGGAUGUAAUAAUGAUAUUGAUGUAAGUGAUAAUUUGAAUGAAAUUAAUGAUUAUAGUGAAAUAAAUGAUAAUCAAGUUAAUGAUAACAGUGAUGAAGAUGUAAUUUCUACUCAAGAUAAAGAAUUUGUUGAUAAUGAGUCUAAAUGGUUAUUGGAAUGGGAUAAUGAUAAUUUAUGACCAAAUAUAUUAUUUUAUAUAU
Galleria mellonella (greater wax moth) is the source of this 1110-nucleotide messenger RNA. It is a transcript of the gene slx1, whose product is annotated as structure-specific endonuclease subunit SLX1 homolog. Gene Ontology annotation, biological process: double-strand break repair via homologous recombination. The record is from RefSeq and is a predicted model, not a curated record. The transcript is spliced from 4 exons. Gene Ontology annotation, molecular function: 5'-flap endonuclease activity; crossover junction DNA endonuclease activity. The coding region runs from base 189 to 1088 and encodes 299 amino acids. Gene Ontology annotation, cellular component: Slx1-Slx4 complex. NCBI's taxonomy places the organism in Eukaryota, Metazoa, Arthropoda, Insecta, Lepidoptera, Pyralidae.